AUGGCCGAUGAUAAUCCAAACUUGCUAAAAAUGGUUUCAACACAGCUACGUAAUAAAGCUAAUGAGUUUUUAAACUCUAGAAAACAUGCAAAUAAUCUUGCUGAUCUCUUACAGAUGUUUCAGGCUACAACUGAUAAUUACACGCCGCUUUUGCUUACAAUUGAAGUAAUAUUUACAGAACUAUUACGAAGAGGCGAUUUGAUUGAAGAAAUUGUACCAUUGAAACCUAUCGAACAAAGCCCAGAAGCAGAAUAUACAAGAUGGCUAAGAGAUUGCUAUGAAACUGCACUGAACCAAACUCUGGAAUGUAUCAAGAGAGGCCGCAUGAACUCCCGUCUCCAAGCUCUAGUGACAAACAUCUUUACAGUUUUGUUGGACUCUGAGCAAUCAAUGUCUGCUCCUAUAGCUCGAUUCCAAGAGUUUACUGAAUACAGGGAUGUGCAACAAUAUGGAUUAAAAGUACUCUCAACAUUAGCAUAUCGCAAAUCACCCUCAUCAACAUUUAUGCAAAACUAUCUGGAGCUAUUGGACAAACUUCUGAUAACUGAAAUACAAACAGAAGCUAAAUGCAGGAUCAGGAACCGAAAUAAUGAGGAAAAAGAGGAAAAAAUAUUGUGUGGAGCUGAAGGCAAAGCCCCGUUCCCCUACAACCCGGGCGUGUGUCGUCGCUACGCGAACCGUUGCUGGAACUUCGCGUGCCAGUGGGCAUUGUGCGCAGAACCACGCACCCAUCGCCGUGCGUUACUGCUGCUCGUGGAGAGAUUGAUGCCGAUACUAACGCGACCGUAUCUCGCUACGGAUAUGCUAUGCGAUAGUCUUGAUGCAGGCGGCCCCAUCAGCAUCCUGGCGCUACAAGGCGUACUGGAGUUAGUGCGACGCCACAACGUAACAUAUCCCGACAUGUACGACCGCCUGUACGCGCUGCUCGAGCCCGAGAUGUUCCACACGCGCUGCAAGCGGCGCCUGCUGCAUCUGACGGACGUGUUCCUCAGCUCCACGCAUCUUCCGGAAAGUCUGGUGGCAGCGUUCGCGAAGCUGUCAAGCGACCCGUACGUGAUGGAAGAGACAUCAGCGAGUCGUUCCCGCGCCUUGGGCUCCUCCCUGUGGGAAGUGAGCGCCCUGCGCCGCCACCACUGCCCCAGCGUGCAGCACGCGGCCGCCAGGGUGCUGCAGGCCGCCGCCCCGCGCGCCGCCCCGCUGCCGCUCGCGCCCGCCGCGGACGGACCGCUCUUUGACGCAGAACUGAAAAAGAGGUUCAAGACUAUCGAGAUGAAUUUCAUACGGCCGCAGGGCAUGACCGCACCCUCUGGCGAGCGCUUAAUGCAAUUCUGGGAGUUGAUGGCCUGAAGCAGAAGAGUCAAGAAGCCGCUAAAUGUCGCUCGCUGCGUUCACGCGACACCGCUUGCUAACCAAACUUGAAAUAGUACUCGCGACCACCAAAACAGUGUUGUGUUGUCAUAAAAAAUCACUCAAAAUGGAGUCUAUACAAUGGUACAAAACUGGCGGAAUAGUGGUUGACAUCAAGUAGCCAUUGAGAAAGGAAGACGAAGUACUCGCUGCCAGAUCAUGGUAAAUAUAUAAAUGCAUUUCAAAUUUCAACAUCAUCACAUAUUGUAAUCUUUUUAAAUAAAAUUUGUUUCACAUUGCAUCGCAAAAAUAACUGUUAUCGUCUCGAGAUGAUUCAUGGAAGUAUUAAAAAGUAUUGGGUGUAAUGCAUUGCGCUAUGCGAGUACCGGAGUAUUAUUGGAUGAAUCGGACAACCAAAAACUUUAUUCACUAAUAAAAGUAGUUAGUCAAGUAGAUUCAUUUAGUUUCCUGUUAGUUAAACUUAACUGGGGACCGAUAAGUAACAAUUUAAUUGAUAAGCGAACAUGGUUAAGUCACUGUAUUGUUAAAAUCAUUUAUUACGUUAACAGUAUGUUAUUCUGAGAAAAUUUCUAAGCAAAUCUGCACCUUCUACAUAUAUUAUAUUACUUCUUAUGUUUUAUAAACAUACUUUGAACGUUUUGUUCGUAUAAUGGAAAAUUAGUCAAAUGGAUAUUGUUUGGCUGCACACAGAAUUGCACUUUUACACACUUGUUAGUGUUACUUUGAACACGUUCUUUGGCACGACUUUAUAUCACUACGCCAAUAUCGCAGAGGUGAUGAGGGUUUUUCUCAAAAUGCCUGGUCAGCUUGUAUCUUUAUAAUUUGUAUUAGUAACUUUGGGCAGAUUUAGCAUAGUUUUU
Messenger RNA from Chilo suppressalis (striped riceborer), 2228 nucleotides. The record is from the annotation of a GenBank genome assembly. NCBI's taxonomy places the organism in Eukaryota, Metazoa, Arthropoda, Insecta, Lepidoptera, Crambidae.